GUCGUCUUUAUAAGCCUUGCGUGAUAAUUCAGCAUUUUAGAUUGAUAUUGGGGAUUUAAUUCAUCUUUUUCGAAGAGCGAUCGUGUAUUUUUUCUCGAUGUGGUAAAAUUAGGGGUGGGGAUUAAGAAGCAGGUUCGGGUUCACGGUAUCGGACGAGGCGGAGAGUGUAAACAAGCGGCCAUCAUGAUGAACUGCUGGUCAAUCGGAGCCUUUCUCGUCCUGUUUCUGGGCUCCUUUUGCCUCUGGAACUGCCUCACGCGGGACGAACUGCUCGACUCGCCCGACUGGCACGGCUGCCGUGACCAGAAUGGAAAACCUGUGGACGAGUUUGUUGUCUACAAGUUGCCGAAAGACAGAAAUUCAGGUUUUGGUCCUCUGCGUGAAGGGUCAGCCUACAUGUAUCUUACGCCAGAAACUGCAGUCAGACUACAGAGUGGAGGAGUAUCCAGUGUGCUCAGUCAGUACAGUGAUUCAGCAAGUGGCUGGGUCCUUAGCAACAUCAGCAUCAACAAUGAACGUUCUAUGCUAGCUUGGACCCUUAGUCGGCUCUAUAGUGAUCCUGAGCGACUAAAGAAUACGGCCUAUAUUAUGUACAAUGAUGAAUUUCCAAACAACACCAAAAGUUUCACCAAAGGGCACACCAAAGGAGUGGUGUUACUAACAGAACUAGGGGGCUUUUGGCUCAUUCACUCGGUGCCCAAGUACCCUCCUCCGCCAGAAGAUGGCUACUCAUACCCGUCUUCAGGGCAACAUUAUGGGCAGACCAUGUUGUGUAUCAGCUUACCUGCACAUCAGGCUAACAAUGUCGGUCAGCUGCUGUUUUACAAUGAACCCUUCAUAUAUUCCUCUAAUAUGCCCCGUGCCCUGGAACAAAAAUUUGCCAUGCUGGACAGGGUCAUCCGGGGGGAACAACAACCUCAAGGACCACAGUGGUUUAGGAUAGUUAAUCUCAUUUCUCAGCGUGGAAAACGCUUUAUGGCAUUUGCAAAAUACAGGAAAUAUAAUGAUGACCUGUACAGUGGUUUAGUGGCACCAGUGUUGAAGACAAACAUAGCUGUGGAGACUUGGAGGAACGGCCCCCAUCCCCUCCCAUCCUCUUGUAAUGGUUCAUACAGGGUAAUAAAUGUCCAAAGUGUGUCAGCCAAGGCAGCUGCUACAAGCUUCUCAACCCACCACGACCACAGCAAAUGGGCUGUGGCUACACAACCUGAUUCGUCGUAUGUCUGCAUUGGGGACAUCAACAGAAUGGAGACACAAUUCCAUCGAGGGGGAGGGACAGUGUGUAUGUGGAGCCUUAGCAUCUGGCACAGAUUCCACAGUCUGGUGCAGAGUGAGGAGGUUUGUCCCAUGACAGGGUGAGACGGGAGCCAGAGAUGCAGUAGACCUGACACUGAAUUACAGUUCUGAUUUGUCUGGUACAAGGUUAUGUCUUGUUCUAUUCAUUACUCCAGAUAGGGUUUACUGAAUGUGAAAAUUGUAAAUGAUAAUGCUUCUGUCUGUUUGUGGUCGAGCUGAAAAUGGUCUCUGGAAAUUAGAAUAUAACUGCUGGAAUUCCUGUACCUUGAAUGAUAAGAAAAGAACAAAGAAUGAUUGAUUAUUUUUUUUUUUUUUUUUUUUAUGAAUUGUUCUAAGUAAUGCUCUUUUUUUAUCAACUUUUUAUAGUAAUUUUACUCAGAAAAAAAUAAAAAUAAAAAAUAAAUUGUGAGUUUAUGGAACUCACUGAUCAAAAAUGGAAGAAAGUCCAUUUUACUAUUAAGCAUGAUAAACAGCAAUAUUAUCCAGGUCAAAAAGCACUUUUCUGCUCCUCUAUAUAUUCUCAAGAAAUCAAUUUUUUACUGAUAUUCAGAAUGAAUUUUCUUAGGGUAAUGAACUGUACAAGAAAACACUUUAACCACUGUGGCAUUGCUAAGAGGAAAGUUCAAAUUCACAAUUGCAAAAUUUUAAGAUGAGAAAUAUUCUUACGCACUCUUGGGAUAUAACUGAAGGAGGACCUGAUGCGUUUGAUUGGGAAUUUAAUAUUUUGUAUGUACAGGUUCAAGUUAAAGAUUUAAAUGUCAAUUUUUGGAAGCAAGAUUCCCUGUUAUUCCAGAAUCAAGCACAGGUUUUGGAACUGAAAGUUUUGUACAUACAGCUAAUAUUAUAUCAUAACUUGCAAGUUUUCUGUAAAUAUUUUUAAUGUUUGUUGUUUCAUUGACUGUAAGGGUGUAAUGGGGUUUGCAACCCAUGUCACAUGUUUUCUUAGGGUUCAUGAUACUUAUAAACACUUACAAAGUUCACAGUUGUUGGG
Molecule: messenger RNA, 2287 nt
Organism: Penaeus monodon (black tiger shrimp)
Lineage: Eukaryota; Metazoa; Arthropoda; Malacostraca; Decapoda; Penaeidae
Gene: DNaseII
Product: deoxyribonuclease-2-alpha-like
Exons: 8
Coding region: 184-1359 (391 amino acids)
Biological process (GO): apoptotic DNA fragmentation
Molecular function (GO): deoxyribonuclease II activity
Source: RefSeq, a predicted model, not a curated record